Molecule: messenger RNA, 2187 nt
Organism: Chaetomium strumarium
Lineage: Eukaryota; Fungi; Ascomycota; Sordariomycetes; Sordariales; Chaetomiaceae
Product: ankyrin repeat-containing domain protein
Exons: 1
Coding region: 210-1850 (546 amino acids)
Molecular function (GO): protein binding
Source: RefSeq, a predicted model, not a curated record
CUAACUCCCAUCUUUCAUCCGCCGUCUUAUCUCGCCCAUUCAUUCCUCCUCGUGAGAGGUAACUAGUUGCUGCGUUUCGGUGCAGUGUUACCAUCUGAGCGCGACGAACGUUCCAUUGGCUGCGCCGCCUUAACCCCCUUGCGACCAGCGCGACGGCACCGCAGCAGCGGUUUCCGUUGCAUCGACGAGCGCCGAGCCGCAGCAACGCGAUGGCGCCGCAUUCCCUCACCGCCCUGCCAAUUGAACUCCUGGUCUUUGUCAUUGACAACCUCGAACGCGUCGAGGACAUCGCAGCCCUCGCGCUGACGGAUCGACGGCUAUAUAGCACCGCGAACCCGCUGCUCUACCGGCGCGCAGUCGAGUGCAACGAUGCGCGCCCCGUGGCCUGGGCCGCCCACCGCGGCUUGGUCGCCACGCUGAAGAUGGCGCUUGCCGCUGGGGCGGACCCCUGCCGGGAGUUCAGCGACUGCGUAGCGGUGGAAGAAUGGGAAAGGGCGACCGCGGCUGCUCGCACUGCUGCUCGGGCCGGCCGAGAGAAGGAGGCAUGGGCCAUGUGGGACCACGACCCCGGGCACGUCCCCGUUGUCGCGUGGUGCUCCGAACCCGACGACGACAGCGAUCACGCCUCCACACCCGCGAGCAGCAGCUCUAGCACGGACCACUCCUCCCAUGCGCCCAGUGGCAGCUCAGACCAAGAGUCCGAUGCCUCCUCGCCGUACGAGAUCCCGUCCUCACAGCGGAGCGAUGUGGCCCCGGCAACGGUGCCAGCCAAUGCCUUCCAUCCAAACACGGUUUCGCGCUGGUUCUACGCAAUGCACCUCGCCGCUCGUGGCGGCCAUGACGAGAUCAUCAAGAUCCUGCUGAGCCACGGCGCAUCCGUCGACGUGCCCUCGCGCCACUUCUGCGCCUGCACCCCAGUCUACGGCAUCCUCAACGCGCUCGAGUGCCCAGACCAAGUCGAAGACAACGAACCCCCGCUCUGGUCGCCCCUCCACGUCGCCAUCUGCCACGGGCGCACCGAGACCGCCAAGCUGCUGCUCUCGCGCAAGGCAUCCCCGCUGAUGCAGACGCCCCUGGACUCCCGGUACAGCUUCGACCGCGACAGCCGAGAACCCACCCCAUUCCCCACGGCCUUGCACCACGCCGCGGGCAGGGGGCUGACCGAGCUGGUGCGAUACAUCCUGGACAAUAAGAUCCAAACGGAUGUGAACGUGCAGGACUUAACCACACUCACACCAUUCUACUACGCAUACGCCCACCGGCGAUGGGACAGCACCGUCCCUUUGCUCCUCUCCCUCGGCGCGAACAUCGACUGCGAGACCAAGAUGUACAUCCCCUACACCGCCAUCACCCCGCUGGGCGAAGCGUGCCGGCUGGGCGACUUCGCGGUAGCCGACCGGCUGAUCGACCUCGGCGCCGACGUCAAGCGCGGGUUCAUCGCCACCACGUCGCCGGGCGGCUGCCUGACGCCGCUGCACAUGUGCUGCAUGCGGUCGGCGCAGGCCGUGGGCGAGCCCAAGGAAAAAGGGGAGGACGAUGAAGCGCGUGGAAGGGCACGCAUGCGCACCAUCGAGAAGUUGGUUCGGAAGGGGGCGCAGCUCGAUGCGAGGGACUGUUUUGGGAGUACGCCGCUCAUGGCGGCCGUGCAGAGCUGCAAUACCUUUGCGCUGGAGGCGCUGAGUCUUGCUGGAGCGGAUGUGGAUGAGGAUGAGUAUGGGGAGAGGGUUGGGGUUGGGAAGAGGACCGCUGGCCGGGCUGUUUUGUCGUCGUCGUCGUUGUCGUCGAAGCGAAGGGUGAAGGAGGGUGGUGGUGUGGUGCGUAAGCCGGUCACGGCGUCGUCCGGGAUGUAAGGAGGAAGAUUGUUUGUGUAUGGAAGUGAUUUUUGUAAGUGGCGAGGACCAGAGAUAUCUCCAGUGGCCACUGUAACGAUACCCAACCUACUGUACUCUGCUACUUCUAGUUCUUUUCUUGUCGGGUCACGAGAGGGAGAAAUACCCCUUCGUGAUCGAUAGUUGCUCGACAGGAAUGUGAUGAUAGGACGAAACAAAGAACCACGGAGUGAACCAUCACCGCAAUUGCAAAGCUUCCAUGAACUGAUGUGUUCAUUCCCAAGGGGUAUCGACCUCGUACACUUAAUACAAUACAACCUGACCUUCACAGUGAGGUAAGUAUCUACCACCUCCUGCC